AUGGAUGUUUCACCUCAGAGUGGCCAGAAUGGUGACAGACACGAUUGGGUGAUCGAUCCCGACACAAACCAAAUUAUCAAGAAACCUGACGAGAAGGUCGCUGCAAGGAGAUGCUACCAAACUGCUUCCAACGCAUUCAAUGCCUUAACAAAAUCAGUCUUACAAGAAGAGCUUUGGAUCAAUCGACAUGUGAACCAGCUUGCUGAAAGUCCUUGCGAAGUCCACUUCGAACCAAAGGGAACACAAGUGACGGCGGAUGCGAAAUUUACCGACCCCGCUAUGCUGUCGACGUUGUGGCUCUCGGUUCCCCAUUUGACCAAAAACGGUACCCAAGUCACAUUAGCCGUACACAAAGAUGGUCAGGUUUCUCAAUACAAAGGUACUGUGUCACGCGACGUGGACAAGACGCCUGGAGGAAGACUAUCCAUCUCGAUUGACCCACCUGAAGCUGAAGCACGUCGAGAUUUAGCCUCUCUUGUGGCCUCUUUGAACGAAGCUACCACGGCUCGACUUCAUUUUGACAUCGACCGCAAGCUUUACAAUCAACGGGUUGCCGCCGUGAAGGAUGUGUUUGAAACCGACCUAUCUCAAAGGUCUGCCGAGGAUCGGGUGGCCAAUCGUUUGCUAAAAGAGCUACUCGUCGGCGGCACGUCUGGCCCGAUUGGUGACACACCACUCGAGCUUCCAAAUUUUGACCUCGUCGGUGGCAUACCAGACGCUUACCUCAAAGCGCUCAAAUGGGAAGCUCCCUCCGGUACUCGAGAUCAAUACUUCAACUACGUGACUAACCGCACCCGUCUUGGUCUCGUCGGCAUAACAGGGGAAUUCACAAUAAACCUUCUAGCGGUUACUGCCAUCCUUUUCACAGCCAAUCCAUCAAUCGGCAAAGUUUUUCUUUCUGCUUCGACUGAAACAAGAUUAUACGCCAUCGCCGAAAAAAUUCAGAAUUUGGGUCUGAGAAUCAGCAGCAAACCCAACAUACAAGAUCCCACCCCGCUCGUUGUCAUCGGAAGCGACCUAGAUUUGGAAGUCGACGAAUUCAUCCUGAGAAUUUCAAAGUCCAAUGUGAAGCAUCGUCACCAUCUCUCUGUUUGCUGCCGACUCCUCGGACUCUUGAAUUACAAAGUCGGUUGCUUUCCAGACUUGGACCAUCCCAAGCUCAUGAAGAUACGCACCAAGAUUUCCACCGAAAGCCGGUACAAACACAUUCGUGACGUUCACGGCAGCAAAUCAGAAUUCUGCAACGAUUUUGUCCAACGUGGGCAUAUAAGAGGGUUGAUGGAGUCGAUCGUCAGCGCGGCGGAUGUGUUGGGCACCAUGCCUGAUGUUUGUCGAGACCACCCAUAUGACGAAGUACGGAAGAAGGCGAAGGGUAUUGUUCUUCACCAUGCCGCUUCGAUAUCAAGGGACGAUGCUCUGGUUGUUCUCGGUGAUUGUUUCAAACCACUCGCGAUGGAUGGCUGUGAGAAUCGACGGGUUAAGCCGCUUAUUGGCGAGAAUGGUGAUCAUUACAACGCAUUCUUUGAGGAUGCUGAGAUGUCUAUUCUCCGUUUCAUUAUAUGGUCUGGACAUCCGUUCAUCUGA
Molecule: messenger RNA, 1584 nt
Organism: Colletotrichum aenigma
Lineage: Eukaryota; Fungi; Ascomycota; Sordariomycetes; Glomerellales; Glomerellaceae
Exons: 3
Coding region: 1-1584 (527 amino acids)
Source: RefSeq, a predicted model, not a curated record